AUGAAAGCAUUACCAUGUUGGUUAAAAUUAGUGAUAACAUCACGAAUGUUAAAUGAAAAUGAAUGGAAGAAAUUUGAUCGUUUUCAUGUUUUAAAUAUUGAUGAAAAUCCAAAUGAAUUGAUCGAUUUUAUUCGUGAAAAAUUACCACAAUUUGAUUCUGAUAGUAUAUUUGAAUGUUGUCAGGGUUCCUGGUUUUAUGUUUCACAAUAUUCUCGAGCUUUGAAUGCAAAUUUACUUACAUUACCAUCAACAUCACAAUCAUCCGAUGAUAAUUUGAUAACCUUUCCACAUGAUGAUAAAUUACAUCCAAAUGGUGUUUCUGCUCUUUUGGCGCAAAUUGAAUCAGAACUACCUACUCAUUUAAAUUUAUAUUUACGAUUAAUAGCAGCAAGUCGUCGUCCACCAACUCGACAACGUCUUAUUGCUGUCACCGUACUUACAGCUAAUCGUCCAACAAAUUUGGUAGAAGCAGAUUUACGUGAAUGUGAGCCAAUCUUAGAAUGUACUGAUCCAUUAAUUCUAAGUGGCGCAUGGCGUGAACGUUUUAUGGGUGAUGAAUGCGAAGAAGGUCAUGCCUUAUGGGCGCAAUUUAUUCAACGAACGGGUUGUGAUACUUUACAAACACUUAUCGAAUUCGCAUAUCAUUUAGCUCAUUCUGAUGAAUUACAUUAUUUGGAUCGAAUAAGAUUAUUGCGUGAAUUUGGUGCUGAUAUGAUCGAACUUAAAUGUCCAGUAUUUGAUUAUAUCACUACUGAUUUAUUAGUUAAAGCAGGUGCAAUUAUUUUGGAUUAUCGUCAACAAAAG
Messenger RNA from Cercopithifilaria johnstoni, 804 nucleotides. The record is from the annotation of a GenBank genome assembly. NCBI's taxonomy places the organism in Eukaryota, Metazoa, Nematoda, Chromadorea, Rhabditida, Onchocercidae.